Messenger RNA from Patiria miniata (bat star), 2461 nucleotides. RefSeq lists its product as uncharacterized. Gene Ontology annotation, molecular function: phosphoprotein phosphatase activity. NCBI's taxonomy places the organism in Eukaryota, Metazoa, Echinodermata, Asteroidea, Valvatida, Asterinidae. Bases 500 to 1609 code for a protein of 369 amino acids. The transcript is spliced from 4 exons. The record is from RefSeq and is a predicted model, not a curated record.
UAUGACCGGAUCUGGGAUACAGCGGAAUUAUUCUUUGGAACUUUUUGGUAGGUAGAUGUGCAUUUUCAGUUCUAUUGCUCAUAUUUCAUAAAAUUAGUUGAACAGUUUUUCAAGCAUUCAGUUUAUUUUUCUUCUUUGGUUACAUUUCCAACAAAUUCAAUUCACACUUCAGCAGUGCUUUCAGAUAUUUUUUGUUAACGGUGUAGUUUUUGCCAGUCCCAGAAAGGCUAGCAUAUAGUCCUCUAUGUACUUGACUAGCUGACCUGUAAAGUAGACUUGCAUAAAUCUAACAUUGCCCCAAAAGUUUAAAAAUAGGAUCACCAACACCAAUGAAUGGGCUAAAUCUUGCGCAUUGUGUAGGCCACAUACAUGAAAAGUCGCUCAAGUGAAAAGCCAUUCCAAAUCAAUUGAAUAGAAUUUUGUGUGCUCUGAGACCAGCUUUAUAAGGCUUACCAUUUCGUUGUCUUUUCUUUAUUUCAGCCCUGGCAGCUUUCCAACAAUGGUGACUCCAUCUUUCAACCCUUCCGAAGCAUCGGAAGUUGGCAUCCCGGUAGAGAACGUCAUCCUGUUGGACUCUGUCCCCAAUCUGCGAAGGGUCGACGCCCAUGGCAAACUCUUCCGUUCCUCCCGGCAAGACAGAGCAACGGAGGAAGAUGUCCAAGUCCUGUAUAAAAGUCUUGGAAUACGAUCGUAUUUGGACUUUCGCAGCGUGCACGAGUACUGCACCAUUGACAGUGGAAAAACCAAAGCGAUCGACGGCACCGUUCCGGUUUUUGUCCCGGAUAUCCCAGACCCCAAAACUACAAGACAUUACCCGACCGACAGCACUUCUGUAAAGGACGUAAACGGUAAACCAGUCUCGAAAGUAUCGUCCCCGCGACGAUACUUGAUCAACAUGUUCCCGAGAGACGCCGUGCUUGAAGUGUUCAACAUGGCACCUUGGUACAAACGAAUCUUCACUGUUCUCUGCGUUUUGAUCGGCAUCUUGACAGGCAAUCACUACUUGUAUUUUACGCGGUGCUUGUCAGUGGAAAUCAUUCGGCACGGCCUGAUCGGACGGUACAAGGGCUUUCUGAAGUACGGAAGCAAGGAAAUCUGCUUCAGUAAGUCAUACAAAUAUUGCAACAAAUGUUAUUUAUUCUUAGCCUUUCCAGAUCAUUCAAAAUCCAUCAUGUGGUUUGGGCAUUUUUUGAGGGAACUUGUGAUGGACUCUACAAUAACACCGACACUUACUUCUUAUUCCUGUCUGACUCCAGUUCUGAAGACAAUCUGCAACCCUGAAAACCUCCCAGCGAUACUCUGCUGCACACACGGCAAAGAUCGCACCGGAAUCGUAACGGCCUUGGUCCUAAGCAUUCUGGGAAAAUCAAACGAAUACAUUGCAGAGGAGUACAGUUUGUCUGAGAAAGGUCUUGAGCCCAUCAUGCCUGAGGUAAAAGAGGUAGCUCUGAGGUACAUUCCUGAUGAAUCUUUCUUGUAUUCCAGGAAGGAAACGAUGCUGAAGUUACUUGCUGCUACAAGAGAAACAUAUGGCUCCGUGGAGAACUAUCUGGAAUCCAUUGGCUUUGGAAAGGACGACCAGGACAAGUUACGACAGGCUCUUUCUUGAAACCUCCACCUUUAUGAAAUUCUUAGUCAAGAGUGGUAGACAGUUUUCAACAAAUCGGGAUCCAAAUAAAAUUGAGUUGUAUUGUCGGUAUAUAGAGGGUUGUCAAUUAUGAAACGUAUGUACAAUUAACUAAAUAAAAGUUUGAACAGCAUUGAGAUAAGGUAUGUCAACACAAAAUCAUUGCUGCAUUUGUAGGUCAGAAGCAAAAGUUCAAAUUUAUACAGAAAUUGUACAUUGUGUAACUGGGAAUCAUCUCAAGUUGCAGACAGGUUUAUCCGCAAAAGGCUUGUUGCAUAUUAGUAUAAAAAAGUAAAUUGGUAAAUUAAGGUGGGAAAAUAAGAUGUGAACGUUGUUCUUUGCCCCUUUUUCGUGAUGUGCCAAAGUUAGAACAAACUUCAGUAGUUAACGGAUUUUUUGGAAUUAGGUUUUCCUCUGACUUUUUCACUCGGCGACAAAAGUACAUGAAGAAAAUUUGGAAGCAGAAAAGGCUCAUCACAUAGACUAGCACAUGACCAACUCUGGUACGAAUAUUGGCAAUUUUUCGGAAAUGUACUCAUCAGAUUUAAUGAGAAGAAAAACACGCUCAUAGCGAAGAUGCCUCAAAUGGUAUCAAUCGAAAGAAAAACCAUCAGAGAAGAUGGUUUUAAAGAGUAUCAGAUCGCAGAUACUUUUUCACUUGCAUUAUUAUAGCAACAGAAUCCAUGUUACGAGACCAAUGAAAAUGUUCAUGUGGUUUCUCUGUCUUCUCAAAAUAUGAAAUAGCCAUAUGCGCAGAGCCAUGUGCGCGGCUGCUAUAAUUCGUCGGAUCGCUGCGCGACAUCGCGUAGCUGCAAACGGCUCAGAGAGAACGUG